ACAUGCAGAGCAGAGGUUUCAUUCUGUCCACUUGACCACAGUGUUGCAGUCUUCAAUUAAAGACAUGGGCGGAAAAACUUUCAUCAGGAAUAUCUUUCUACUGCUUCUGGUUCUCACCAUUGGUGAGGUUUUCACCAUUGAUGUCUGUUCUAACACUAUUCUACCUGGAUCAAAAGGUGACCAAGGCGAAGUUGGAGAUAAAGGAGAUGAAGGAAGAUUGGGGAAAUCUGGCCCCCCUGGAUACAGAGGCCUGCCAGGAGAGAGCGGCGAGAAGGGGGAGCAUGGCCGGAUAGGAAAGAUGGGCCCUGCAGGAGAAAGAGGGGAAAAAGGCGAGCAAGGAAUGCACGGACCUUCCGGACUAAAAGGAAAAGCAGGCACUACCUGUGACUGCGGGAGGUACAGGAAGGUUGUUGGGCAGAUGGAAAUCAACAUAAACAGACUGAAAAAUAGUGUCAAGUUUGUGAAAAAUGUUCUUCUGGGCAUUAAGGAGACAGAGGAGAAGUUUUACCUGCUGGUAAAGGAGGCUCGCAGGUACCGUGAUGCCCUCAUGAACUGUAAGCUGCGGGGCGGAACUCUGGCUAUGCCUAAGAACACAAACACCAAAACACUGCUGAGCGGAUAUAUCAGCGAGGCCAGCCUCACCCACGUGUUCAUCGGCCUGCGGUCAGCAGAGGCUGGAGGAGGAUAUGUGUUCGCUGAUGGUGGAGCUCUGAUUAACUCCACAGCCUGGGGUCUGGAGGUGCCAUCCGUGGUCAGCAACAGCAGCUGUGUACAGAUGGGAUCUAGUGGGGCUUGGAGUCAGACGGAAUGUGACACUGCAAAGUAUUUCAUAUGCGAGUUUUCAAGAAAAUAAAAAGUGUCCUAUACACUGUAAACACAAUUUUCACAUCAAGUCUGUUUUACAUUACAUUGGAUAUUUCCAAAUAUACCUAAACUCUUUUGAGUUAUAAGAACAUUUGUGGCCACGUAUAUAUUUAAACAGAGAUUUAAAUAUGUUAAAUGUUUGAGUUAAAUCAAUUUAUAAUUACUCAGUUUAUCCUGUUACCUUUGACCAUUUCUUUUUUUUUCAAAUUCUUCCCAUUUUCUCCCCAAUUUCUCGGCAAAUCACCCAACUCACUCAUUAGGACUCCCCCUAUGACCAUUUCUUUUUUUAUAUAGUUUUGUGGUACAAUUUAUUUGCGUACAGGGUGUGCCCCACAGUUUUUGACACUCACAACCAGUAUGUAGUGAUUAUCCCAGGGUACCAUGGGUAAAACCUUUGGAUGAUAUAUUAUGAUUGGCUGCCUGGCCACUAUGUUGUAGGCUGUAAGAGCAAGCAUCAUUUUCUGAGCUGCUAACUAUGUGAUGGCUGUGUGCUUUACUUUUCUUUCUAUAGCAUUUUUGUCUCCAUAUAAUUCCAGAUGAGUAUUUUAAAUCUAUAUUAUACUUUACAUCAAAUACAAUUAAAAGUAUAAUUUUUGUGCAAAGCUUAAAGACAUUACUUUAAAAAAAUACAAAUGACCUCAACUUAUUUAAGUAAAUUCAGCUUAUCAAGGCUCACUGUAUGUAUAGGAAAAGUUUAAAGAUGUAUUUACUUACAAGCAGUAUCUAAAUGUAUGCUACUUCUGAUGAUCUACAGGAGUAAAGUGUAUGUAAAUACUAUAUUGUAUUAUAAUAUCGUAAGACUGGUAAUAACAGUUGUUCAUUUACUCAUAAAUAAAACAUACCACAUGACGUAAUAACAUUUAAAUGA
Messenger RNA from Astyanax mexicanus (Mexican tetra), 1732 nucleotides. It is a transcript of the gene colec10, whose product is annotated as collectin sub-family member 10 (C-type lectin). NCBI's taxonomy places the organism in Eukaryota, Metazoa, Chordata, Actinopteri, Characiformes, Acestrorhamphidae. The record is from RefSeq and is a predicted model, not a curated record. Bases 65 to 853 code for a protein of 262 amino acids. The transcript has 6 exons.